AUGGCUCCUCUUCCAGAGGGCGCAGAGGAUGACGGCAAUCACUUAUUAUCGGGCCGCUCAUCUCAGGCUCAUAUUGAUGGUCGCCCUCCUUUCCGACUCCCGAUUGAUUCCGCCGCCAACUCAUAUCUCACGCAACUUAGCUCUAAAAGUUUAGGCACGGCAGCCAAUAAGCUCCAUGCCGACUACAGCAAAAUAUUUUGUAGUGAGGACGACCCUCUAGCACCUGGCGAGAGUUCAAUAGCAAUCGCUGGCGGUGCUUUGUUCAACCCAGAACCGCUGAAUCACCAUUGGACGAUUGGUGAACAAAUUGGAGAAGGCGGAUAUUCAACCGUGCAUUUGUGCACUUGGAGAGAUAUAGUUCUAGAUGAAGAACACCCAGAGCAUGGCUUGGCUGCUGUCAAGAUCAUUCGAAAGGGCCAUGACGGAGUUUAUAAUGAAAAAAUGGUUAGUCGCGAGGUCUUCAGUUUCCGUCUUCUUGAAAUGGCUGGCGGUCAUGACAACAUUGUUGAAAUGUACGAGGUCUACGAAGAUUGCGAGAAUGUUUACCUGGUCAUGGAACUCUUAGCAGGUGGAGAAUUGUUUCAGAGAAUAUCGGAGCGUGGCCAAUACACAGAGCGUGACGCAGCCAAUCUUGUCGUGUCUAUGCUUGCAAGUCUCGCAUGUUGUCAUCGUCUCAACCUUACGCAUCGCGACGUGAAACCGGAAAACUUCGUCUUCGGAGAUGUUGAAGGCGAUGGCUCUGACCUUAAGCUUACAGAUUUCGGAAUAGCUCACUACUCAGAGGAUCCAUCUGCACUAUGUAAGACUCUCUGUGGAACCCCGCUUUACGUUGCGCCAGAAGUUUUGCUGCGACAACCAUAUGGCCCCGAAGCAGAUGUUUGGUCUCUUGGGGUCAUUGUACAUAUUAUGCUGGUAGGAUAUCCGCCAUUUGAUGACAACGACAUUGUACAGCUCGUCAAAAAAAUCAAGUAUAGGCCUGUCAAGUUUGAAGGGCAGGAAUGGAGUCUUAUCUCGGAAGAAGGAAAACAGUUCCUGGCUAACUUGCUCGACAAAGACGCCUCCAGUCGUAUGACUGCCCAACAAGCGCUAGAGCAUGACUGGUUGAAAGACAGUUGUCAAGCCGCGACCAAAAAUGUCCUGGGGACUGCUCAGUCAAACAUUAAGUCCUUCGUGAAUCGGAAAAGAUGGCGGCUUGCGAUCACUGGCGUGAAGGUGCUGAACAGAUUCCAUAACGCCAUUGCAGAACUUGCACGUGAGGAACAAGAAGCGGCAAACAAGCAAACACCCCUAACAAAAGCUAUGGAAUCGGACCUAGUGAGAAGAGACGGUCGGGCAAUUCAUAUGGAUCAAGGUUCGAUCAUGCGUCGUGCGUCAUCCAGUUCAAGCAGUGAAGAACCUUUCGUGGAUUUGAGGCGAGUACCGAAGAAUAUCACUCAUCCCUUGAAGAUAUCAGCUCGGCGUCCUCCGAUGCCCCUGCGAUACACUUCCAUUGAUCGGAAGCGAAGUUCUAGUGUUGUGGUUCAAGGAAGUCCCAGACCUCGACAUACUCCUGGCCCCGACAACGGGGCUUCAAUGGUUAUUCUUCCUAUUGAUCCUGCAUUUGAGAGCAGUGGAGACUUGCAUAAUUUCCCACGAAAGAGGGCACAGCGUCCAAUACCCUCAAGACCGACAUACCCAAUAGCUGGCAGAAUGGGCUCGUCACCACACGUAAGAAAUUCACUCAUGGUGAAUUCUUCAGAGGCGGAUAACAACAAAGUGAUGAGAUCUCUCUCCCGAAAUGAAGGGUCUGUCGUUCGAAAGAUGUCUAGUCAUGCCAAAAAGCUUGUUGGUAGGGGCAGACGAGUAUUCGUUGGUAGUUCUGCAGAUAGGCCACCCGUGAUGCUGGAGAUGGGGGAGCAGCGGAGACAGAAGAAGUUCAGUUGGUUUAAGUAGCUUCGCACCUUUCAAUUCGCUGAUUUUUCCUUGAGAGGCAUGGUAAGGUCGCCUUGCAAUUCUUCUCCGUAAUCGUCCUCCACGGUAUCCGUCUAAAACUACCCACCAGAAACGCAAUUUGCUUCCCGCUCUCUCAACAAACCUGUUUCCGUCUCAAUGGCUUUGCGUCGACAUUGCAUUGCAGAUACCUUUUCAAGUUUCCUACAGCUCUCUCCAUGCAUGUAUCUCCCGAUCGUUUAUUCUUUGAGACACAGCAAGGCCCUAAAUCCAGAGCUUUGACGGAUGGUCCGGGUGACCACCUUUGGGCAUUUCGUGUGGACGGUAAGCAACAGAGCAAUCCGUGCUUUUCUUAGAAUACCCACACUUUGUCGGUCAUAAUUGUUUGUGAGACUCAUUCAAGCGGCAGGGAUGAGCAGCUGAGGUUGGAUUUCAUCAAUUUGUUCCGUGGAGGUUGCGCUAGCAGAGGAGGCGAGUACUACUUCGAAACUUCUGGGGCAGUUUCACUGGGCUAGUCCAAUGACACAAUGCACUGGUCUUGAUUGCUUGAUCCAAAUUAGUUCGAUCCAAGCAUCCCUCACGAAAAUCCUUCACAGGCAAAUCCAAGUGGCUGUCAAUAACAAUUGCGGAUGAGACUGCACCUCCGCUCCCAAUACCCAAAAGUACGCUAAGGUUGGAAGUGCAGAUCGGCAUUAUAGAACAUGCAGGUUGUGCGUCCCAGCGGUUUCAGUGCAGUCUUAAUUAUUUCCCGCCUCGAUAUACCGAAGUCUACAUCCUAAUAUGAUAAAUUGGAGGAAGCCAAAGCAGAGACAGGCCAUGCAUACCUGCAAAGUUGUAAUAACCUGCGCGUACCGUGAAUGCCCAACUGCACAGUUUCUCCUCAAGCAAGUCUCCCUCGUCCCUAUUCACCUACCCACACUCAAAAGAACAGGUAUCCCGAGCAGUGAAGAAUGCGAAGGACGCCUGCAGGAGACACUUCAAAGGAUUCAGGAACUCUUGUCGCCAGAUCGACCCCUUGCAGUUUACAGAUGCGAAGACAAGGACGUGAUAUAAGUAGUUCAUACGCCAUUUGUUCGAGACUUGGAGGGGCCCCGCAUCUCUACUGCUUCAUUCUAUAUCGCGAUCCUGUUGGCACUCUUGGUUGUGGUCGGAUUAAUUUACAUUGUUCGCCUCACCAAGAAAGGAAACUACCGCGGAAGGUGAAGAUCAGUUGUUCGAUUUCGCGAAAUUCCUAGAGAUAUUGCUCUAGACGGGAGAAUAGUCUCUUGAAUAUUAAUGCACAGAUAGCGAACAAUGGCGAGACCGGUAAUGAAUACACUAACACAGGCAGUGUUGCGACGGACUGGAAUGCAAAUGACUAGAGAUAUCUGGAAUCUUUGUCCAACACGUCUGUUCUAACUUUGCCCGUGAACG
Molecule: messenger RNA, 3342 nt
Organism: Chondrus crispus (carragheen)
Lineage: Eukaryota; Rhodophyta; Florideophyceae; Gigartinales; Gigartinaceae
Product: Serine/threonine protein kinase
Exons: 2
Coding region: 1-1932 (643 amino acids)
Biological process (GO): peptidyl-serine phosphorylation; intracellular signal transduction; protein autophosphorylation
Cellular component (GO): nucleus; cytoplasm
Molecular function (GO): ATP binding; calcium/calmodulin-dependent protein kinase activity; calcium-dependent protein serine/threonine kinase activity
Source: RefSeq, a predicted model, not a curated record